UCUGAAAAAAGAAAAAAAAAAAAGAAAGAAAUUUUCAUUAAAAUUUUUUUGAACAACUCUAAACAUAGAAAUUGUUUAACUGAACGGUGCUUAAGCCGUCGAAAUUCAGUAUACAAAUUUAACUAGUCAAUUUUUUAUUGUUGAUAAUGGAUGAUCGAACUGAAAUAGCUCAAGAUGGUCCCGCUGGCAUGGACCCCGAGGGCGUCAUCGAGUCGACCUGGCAUGAGGUUUACGAUAACUUCGAUGACAUGAAUUUGCGCGAGGAGCUGCUGCGCGGCAUCUAUGGCUACGGUUUCGAGAAGCCAUCGGCUAUCCAACAGCGCGCCAUCAUUCCUUGCGUCAAGGGUCGCGAUGUCAUUGCCCAGGCUCAGUCCGGUACUGGCAAGACUGCCACCUUCUCGAUUGCUAUCCUUCAGCAAAUCGAUACGUCCAUUCGUGAAUGCCAGGCCUUGAUCCUGGCCCCCACUCGCGAGUUGGCCACUCAAAUCCAGCGUGUGGUGAUGGCACUUGGAGAGUACAUGAAGGUGCACUCGCAUGCCUGCAUUGGUGGCACCAAUGUGCGCGAAGAUGCCCGCAUUCUGGAGUCCGGUUGCCACGUUGUGGUUGGCACUCCCGGUCGUGUCUAUGACAUGAUCAACCGCAAGGUGUUGCGCACGCAGCACAUUAAGCUGUUCGUCCUCGAUGAGGCCGAUGAGAUGUUGUCGCGCGGCUUCAAGGAUCAAAUCCAGGAUGUGUUCAAGAUGUUGCCCCCAGAUGUGCAGGUCAUUUUGCUGUCUGCCACCAUGCCCCCAGAUGUGCUUGAGGUGAGCCGUUGCUUUAUGCGUGAGCCCGUCAGCAUCCUGGUCAAGAAGGAGGAGUUGACACUGGAAGGUAUCAAGCAGUUCUAUGUUAACGUCAAGCAGGAAACCUGGAAGUUGGGCACACUGUGCGAUCUGUACGAUACGCUGUCUAUUACCCAGUCGGUUAUCUUCUGCAACACUCGUCGCAAGGUCGAUCAACUGACCCAGGAGAUGUCCAACCACAACUUCACUGUGUCGGCCAUGCACGGCGACAUGGAGCAGCGUGAUCGUGAGGUGAUCAUGAAGCAAUUCCGUUCGGGCUCUUCCCGUGUGCUAAUCACAACUGAUUUACUGGCGCGUGGUAUCGAUGUGCAGCAGGUGUCGUUGGUUAUCAACUACGAUCUGCCUUCGAAUCGCGAGAACUAUAUUCAUAGAAUCGGUCGCGGUGGUCGUUUCGGUCGCAAGGGUGUUGCGAUCAACUUCAUCACAGAUGAUGAUCGACGAAUCCUGAAGGAUAUUGAACAAUUCUACCACACUACUAUUGAGGAAAUGCCUGCUAAUAUUGCCGAUUUGAUUUAAAUAUUUGUUGAGCAAAAAAAAAAAAAGAAAUUUAAUACAAGAAAAUAAAACAAGAAAAAAGUGAGUGAGCGCUACCUACAACAGCAAAGAGUUUUGCGAACAAAUAGCGCAAAAUCUAUUUAAACACACAACAUAAGAACAACUAAGAACUAAAUCACGUUAAAUAUAUAUUUAUUCAAACAACCCAAUACAAACAGCAGCAGGAGCAACAAUAACAGCAACAACAACAGCAGCAGUAAGGCAGAAGAAAUCAACAACAUUUUUACAAGCAACCAACCAGUCAAAUACCAUCAUCAGCCUUAGCAGCAACAUCAGCCGGGCUGGCUGGUUGGCGCUUUAACCUCUUCCUAAAGAAACCCAAUCAAUAUCCAACCAAUUGAAGAACAGCUGUAAACAUCAAGAAGAAUAAAAACUGCGUCGUCAACAAGCAACAAACAACAAAUCUAAACAUUAAACGCUAAAACGGGGAAACACAAACACGAAGACCAUCUUUCGAUAUUUGUGUGUGCGAAAACAACAACAACCACAACAUCCAUAUUGUUUUAGCCUUUUCUAGAACUAUUGAUAAAAAUAUUAAAAACAAUACAAAAAAGAAAAAAAAAA
This is a messenger RNA of Drosophila albomicans, 1961 nucleotides long. It is a transcript of the gene eIF4A, whose product is annotated as eukaryotic initiation factor 4A. Gene Ontology annotation, molecular function: ATP binding; RNA helicase activity; RNA binding. NCBI's taxonomy places the organism in Eukaryota, Metazoa, Arthropoda, Insecta, Diptera, Drosophilidae. The transcript is spliced from 5 exons. Bases 147 to 1358 code for a protein of 403 amino acids. The record is from RefSeq and is a predicted model, not a curated record.